CAUCCAUCUCGUUUGCCAUCUGCGUACAACUUGUUCACCUCAAAAUAUUACAUGCAUCAUCGCCGACCAUGUUGUUCUCCCUCCUCCGUCGCUUCUGCAAGCCGUCUCGAGGGCGCAAUGUAACCUCGCCCGCCUCGCCCAGCUUCAGCCAGUGGCCCGUGGAGCUCGUGCUGGUUCUUUUCGAUGCCAUCUCCAACGCCACAGACGCUCUCUGCCUGUCACCGGCCUGCAAAGCCCUACAUCACAGUGGUCCUUCUUUCGCACGACUCGUGCGCCGUGCAAAUGUCCAAGACGGCAUCGAUACCUUCCUCUACCGACUCGAGAGGGACUCGCCUGGCCGCUUCUACUGCUUCAAAGGUCAGAGGUUGGUGUGGUUCAGAACAUCUCGCGGGAAACUUGGCCGGUACGACUAUCUGCACGACUGCAGACCCUUCAAUACCAGCCCACGGUGUCCCAGCUUCCAUCCUGGCCUGUACCUACUUCCGGGGAUAUAUCAGCCACGGC
This is a messenger RNA of Microdochium trichocladiopsis, 504 nucleotides long. RefSeq lists its product as uncharacterized. The annotation marks the transcript as partial. The record is from RefSeq and is a predicted model, not a curated record. The transcript is spliced from 2 exons. NCBI's taxonomy places the organism in Eukaryota, Fungi, Ascomycota, Sordariomycetes, Xylariales, Microdochiaceae.